This is a messenger RNA of Oryzias melastigma (Indian medaka), 1834 nucleotides long. It is a transcript of the gene yju2b, whose product is annotated as coiled-coil domain containing 130. The transcript is spliced from 10 exons. Gene Ontology annotation, biological process: mRNA splicing, via spliceosome. Gene Ontology annotation, cellular component: post-mRNA release spliceosomal complex; U2-type spliceosomal complex. The coding region runs from base 183 to 1349 and encodes 388 amino acids. NCBI's taxonomy places the organism in Eukaryota, Metazoa, Chordata, Actinopteri, Beloniformes, Adrianichthyidae. The record is from RefSeq and is a predicted model, not a curated record.
CGCACGUUUCUUCCUUCUGUCACCGGUGCUUCCCACAAUCCUCCUUGAUAUGACGCACUUCCGUACAAACACGGAAACACGUGACCAUCACGUAAAAAUUCAGUUAUUUUGUUGCUAGUUGAGCAGCUGCUAAAAGAGAUUUCGGUUGACUUCCGAGGAGGAGUAAAGUUUUAGGCGUCACAAUGGGUGAAAGAAAAGGAACCAAUAAGUACUACCCUCCAGAUUUUGACCCAGCUAAGCAUGGGUCUCUCAAUGGAUACCAUAAAACUCACGCCUUGCGGGAAAGGGCCAGGAAACUGUCCCAGGGGAUCCUCAUUAUCAGGUUUGAAAUGCCAUACAACAUCUGGUGUGAUGGCUGCAAGAAUCACAUUGGCAUGGGCGUUCGUUAUAAUGCUGAGAAGAAAAAAGUGGGGACCUACUACACCACGCCAAUCUACAGGUUUAAGAUGAAGUGCCACCUUUGUGUGAACUACAUCGAGAUGCAGACGGAUCCAGCAACAUGCGACUAUCUCAUAGUAAGCGGGGCACGCAGGAAGGAGGAGCGCUGGGACAUGGAAGAAAACGAGCAGAUCCUAACCACCGAACGGGAGGAGAAGGAGAAACUGGAGACGGAUGCAAUGUUCAAGCUGGACCACGGAGGCAAAGACAAAGAAAAGCUCAUCAAAGCUCUGCCCAGCCUGACUGAGAUCCAGGACUAUCAGUCUGGCUGGAAGGAUGACUUCCAGCUCAACAGCACCCUCCGCAAGAAGUUCAGAACAGAGAAAAAAAUGAUGGCUGAUGAAGAGGAGAAGGACAACGCUGUACGGAUGAGGACCAAUCUCUCUAUACCGCUGCUGCCAGAGAAGGAAGAGGACAAGAAAAUUGCUGCUCUGCUCACUCUCCAGGCACCUCACUCUUAUGAGGAAAAACAGCACAGCAAGAGGAAAGAGAUCGCCUCCCGCUCUUGGUUUAAAUCCCCGUCAGCUCCAGCAGGGGGAGCUGCAGGCAGCCUGCUCCAAAAGCUGGGCCACCAAGGGAAAGAAGCAGCCGUGGCCAAAGCUCUGGGCUCCUCACACAACCCCGUUCUCUGCAGGCGCGCAGCAGGAUCCGGAUUUGCCACCGUCGCCCACAAAAAGACCAAACUAGAGGCAGUUCCUUCCAGUGAGACGAAGGAAACCACCUGUACCGUGCAGGGCGCGGCUAACGGGAGAGCUGCACGUGAGGUGCAGGAAUGUGUCACAGAUGAUGCAGACAAAAAACUGAAUAGCACAGAAGAAUGUGCAAAGAAGGAGCAGCAGAGCCAACGUUCUGCAGCAACCACGUCUUUAGUGGCAGACUACAGCGACUCUGAUUCGGAUGGUGGAGAAUGAGCAGCUGGAGACGGAAAACAGACUGAACACAAAAAGAAGUCAAGCUGUUGCAAAUCCUGGUCACCAAUUUCAACAUCUUUAGGAGGUUUUAAGUGAGAUCACUUGAAACAAUUCUGUUCUGCUCAUGUGAUUUGGAAGGGAAUGUUGUAAAGGAAAAUGCGUCACUGUUUAACAGGUUCCUACAUAUUUUAUUUUUACUAGAGUUUUAAAGGAGGCUGGUGUUGCAGGUGGAUGAAAAGGAGAAAAAAAACAAGUGGAGCUUGUAUAAAUGUGGAGGAAACACAUGACCUUGUGAUCCCAUGUUUAUGUACAUCUGAAUGAGGAACUUGUAUGUUUGAUCUGAUAGAGCAGCCUCACUCAUAAGCUAAAUAAACUGGUUAAGGUAAACAUUGUUCAGCAGGUUGUGGUAAACAUGUUCAUGUUAUUAUUUGUUGUCCUUCGUGAUGUGUCUUGUUUGCCCACUUUGAAUAAAUUGUCUAAUAGUC